Acanthochromis polyacanthus (spiny chromis) is the source of this 5154-nucleotide messenger RNA. Its product is annotated as G-protein coupled receptor 26. The coding region runs from base 553 to 1560 and encodes 335 amino acids. The transcript is spliced from 3 exons. Gene Ontology annotation, molecular function: G protein-coupled receptor activity. Gene Ontology annotation, biological process: adenylate cyclase-activating G protein-coupled receptor signaling pathway. NCBI's taxonomy places the organism in Eukaryota, Metazoa, Chordata, Actinopteri, Pomacentridae. Gene Ontology annotation, cellular component: membrane. The record is from RefSeq and is a predicted model, not a curated record.
CAACAGAUGUGCAAUUUGAUGUCAAAUUUGCUUCAAAAUAUCUCAGCAGUGAUUGAAUGAUGCUCUGGGGGAAUCAGUGCAAUCUUUUUUGCUUCCAAGAAUCCCUGUUCAACUCUUGUUCUGUGUCUUUUACUGUUUCCUCAGAGGAGACGGGGGAGAGAUCAAGUAGCCCACACACUGUGCGGUGUGCGCGGAGGGGUGAUGCCUCGAGAGCGCAUCACAGGACGACAAAACCCCUCUGCAACACGCAGUGCCAGACUAGAGCAGCUUUGGCAUGAUAGCUUGUUUAGUGCAGUUUAAAAGGGGAAAAGCUGGGGCAGCUUGUUCUUUCUACCCUCCAAAAAACAUACUUCGUAUCAUGCCGGAAUCCAGCUGAUCCAUCUUCGCUGCGCAGUGACAAUGUAGUAGAGAGAAGAAGAAAAAGAAGAAGAAGAGGGGGAUCUCCACCGGCUGGAGAGAUCUGGGGAUGCAUGGACACGGUUAUGGGUGAUUAAUGCUGAGGCUGGAUAUGCGCACAAAAAAGUGAGAAGUGAGUUUCGGGGGGCGCACAGGAUGGACACUGCGGAGGUAAUUCUCUCUGUGUUGGUGGUUGUGAUUAUCAUAGUGUCGUUGCUGUCCAACAUCCUGGUGCUGAUCUGCUUUCUGUACAACCCGGAGAUCCGCAAGCAGGUGCCCGGUCUGUUCAACCUCAACCUCACCUUCUGCAACUUGUUGCUGACCGUCUCCAACAUGCCGCUCACUUUGGUGGGACUCGUCAGCAAGGCUCAGCCGGGCGGAGACGGCUUCUGUCAGAUCGUGGGCUUCCUGGAGACCUUCCUGUCCACCAACUCGAUGCUGAGCAUGGCAGCUCUGAGCAUCGACAGGUGGAUCGCGGUGGUGUUCCCCCUGAGGUACCACUCCAAAAUGCGCCACAAGGACGCGGCUUUUGUGCUCGGCUACACGUGGGCGCACUCCAUGUCCUUCUCCACGGUGGCCACCUGCCUCUCCUGGGUGGGAUACCACCGGCUUUACGCGUCCUGCACCCUGUCCAACCCGAGGGCGAGCAGCCGGACCCAGUUUGUUGUCUUCACCGUCUUUUUCCACUCCUUCACCUUUCUGCUGUCUUUUAUAGUGUUGUGUGUCACAUACCUCAAAGUCCUUAAAGUGGCAAGGUUUCACUGCAAGAGGAUCGACGUUAUUACAAUGCAAACUUUGGUGCUGCUGGUGGAUAUACACCCCAGUGUUCGUCAGCGUUGUCUGGAGGAACAGAAGAGGCGACGGCAGAGAGCGACGAGGAAGAUCAGCACCUUCAUCGGCACCUUCAUGCUCUGCUUCGCUCCCUACGUGAUCACAAGGAUAGUGGAGUUAUUUCCAGCGGUGCCUAUCAACCCUCACUGGGGAAUUGUCUCCAAGUGCUUGGCUUACAGCAAGGCAGCCUGCGACCCCUUCGUGUACUCCCUGCUACGGCACCAGUACAAGAAGACGUGCACUGACAUCAUCAACAGGCUGCUGAAGCGCAGCUCCCUGAACGCAUCAGGCCGCGGGCAGGAGAACCAGGUCAACAGCAUACCGACCGACUGACGGAGAGAAUGGGCUGAUGGGAUACGGUCUGAGAGGUUGACCCGGCAGCCCAUCAUGGGAAAUGUAGAACCUGAUUUAUCGUUGAUGAGGACAUAUAUUGGUUGUUCCUGUUCACGUCUGCUUGAAUUUGGUCUGAAAUGCCAAAAAAAAAAAAAAAAAAAGAAAAGAAAAAAUACAAGGAGUCCCUGCACACAAGGGCAAAUCCCUGCACAGGAGCACCGCCUCGCUUGUGUACUGAGUGGUCAGAACAGCAGAUCAGCGCGGUGAACUUGCUGUGAGGACAGUAGAGAAGAGCAGAUUUCACAUCCACCUGGACAGACAGAUGAGCUUGCCCAGUAAGAACAGCCAGUUCCUAGCCUCAUUAUUUUAACUAGGGUAGCUUUCGGUCUGAUACAGCUCGCUCUAUAUUGAUUUUUGCAGUUUGUUUUCACAUCACACUGUAUCUUAUCUGUAAGAAUACGAUGGGAUGUCUGUUUUAGUCUGUGCAAAGUGUUUGCAAGUGACUAGUUGACAAUUCUGUAUGUAGCACUGAAAACUAGCCUAGCCAAAACUUGAUACACUAGAAGUCCCCUAAUUGUAUUCCAGAUGAAAUUACAGCAGAGAGUUAAGCUGCACAGUCCGGCUCAGGUUUAUUUAGGCCAAAUUAAGCAAAUUCUUGGAGUACUCUCACUUUUUUAGUACUUUUUCUGGUAGAUUCAGCUGGAAAUAGCAAGAUAAUGUGUUAUUUUUUGCUUUAACACCCAUUUAGAAGGAUUUUUAGUAGGAAAACCGAGCCUUCAAACCGGCUGCCUUUGCUGUCACGACUGACGUUCGCCCCUCAGGUUGCUUGGUCAAGUGGAGCAUGAUUAACUGUACUUCCCUGGCUUUGAAACCCACACAUACACGAGUGACCAUUAGAUCAGAAAUAUAUGAUGUUUUUUUUCCUUUAGCAGUAGGAUUUCAUAGCAGUGACAGCCAUCCAUGCAAAGGUACAAGCGGAUCUUAGAACAAAGCACCGCUGAAAGCAUUUAUGCUCGAGUCAGGGGUAAAGCUAGAAGAAGUCUCAUUUUAGUUUUUCUGUACAUCUAGUACAUGUUGCAUGUGUAAUGGUGAUAGCUGAGGGCACCUUAAGGAAAGCACGUAAUAUUAUUUUGACCUGUUUGAAUUAGUGAACAUGCUAAUUCUAGUAUCAUUCAUUCAUUUUUGCAUAUUCAGUAGGAUUACCAUUAGCUACACACUAGCAUGACGACUAUAAAAGUGAAAGUUAAACUCAAUAUGGCUAUAAUGCAAUACGUUAUUGCAGAUACUAAAUUACAUACCGUAAUAUUAUGAAAAGGUUUCUACCUCUGAGGUGGCAUGUUUUUUUCAUAAAGGCCUGUCUCAGUCUGAACUAAGCAAUAGGUUGUGCUGAAAACCGUCCUGAAGGAAUCACAGAACACAGGCUAAGCAUUUCAGAGCUUUGUUACAUGAUUGUGUAAGACGUGAAAUGAUGCAAUAGCUAUAACCUUUAUUAUAUGAACAGACCUGUAACCCCCAAGUCUCCCACAAUAUUGGGUUGACUGCCAGAGGGCAAAGUCUGUGCGGAACAAUACUAAACUCUCUUCAAAAACUCAUCAAAUCCUUUUCUUGGAAAGUAAACAUAAUCCAACAAUGACUUGGUUUGACCCCUAAAAUCUCUGGAAACACGCAGAGAUAUUCAGUUUGUUAUUAUAGAAGUCACAGAGAUGCUGGAAUUUUGGGCAUUUGCUGUUUAAAAAUAAUGUGCAUAAUAACUCAAAAAGGUUGCAGUUGAAUUUUCUGUCAACCAACCUUAUAGUGAAUUGACUAUUUUUUUGUUCUACCAAUUUCUCAAGCAGAUAAUUAUGAAGGAUACAGGGAUUCUGUAUUUAAUCAGUCUAAUUCCCCUCAUAGGGCUGCACAUUGGAGUAGUGGUUAGCACUUUCGCCUUGCAACAAGAAGAUCCCAGUUCAAAUCCCAGGAUGGGCCUGGGAUCUUUCUGCAUGGAGUUUGCAUGUUCUCCCUGAGCACGUGUGGGUUUUCUCCGAGCACUCUGGCUUCCUCCCACAGUCCAAAAACAUGCUGAGGUUAAUUGAUUAUUCUAAAUUGCCCAUAGGUGUGAAUGUGUGUGUGAUUGUGUGUCUGUAUAUGUAGCCCUGAGACAGACUGGCGACCUGUCCAGGGUGUCCCCUGCCUUGGCCCAAGUCAGCUGAGAUAGACUCCAGCACCCCCCACGACCCUAAUGAGGAUAAAGCGGUGUAUAGAGAAUGGAUGGAUGGAUGGAAUUCCCCUCAUACAGGCGUAGAAACCAUAUAAAUUGGUAGAUUGGCUAUAGAUCAGGAUGACUAAUCCUUAAUAGUAGGAACACACAGACACGCCUUGUUGUUAGCGCCAUCUCCCAUUUUAAUUCAUUUUUUUCAGAGCAGCUCUGCCUACAAGGAAUGUUUGUAUAGCUAAAUCUCCAUUUUCAUAGUAAAAUGUUUCCACGGGAACAAAAAGUGACACUAACAGUGUUUGCAGGAAAGUUACCCGGCAACCAGUAAUUAGCAUCUUUAACAAAACGAAUCAUAUAAAGUUCCCCGUUUACUCUCGCCAUUGAUACAUAUUCUGUGUACUCAUUUCGUCACGUUGUUUCUGCAGUAGCCUUUAGCCCAUUGUUGUACCCAUUAUGUUGUUUAUUUCUGUAUCAGAAGACAGGCAGCUUUGUAUCAGAGGGUUUCCACUGGGCUCCACUUGUUAUAGAGUUGACUUACUAUAGAUAGAAGUGCUUAGACACCUUAGUCCAGACGACAAAAUAAAGUACUGCUGAGGUUUAUUCAUGAAUAUGUGAUUUACACUGGGAUUUUGGAUACAAGGUGAAUUUAUACUGUACAUCCAGUGAGACAGAGCAGUGCCAAACUUAUCAUCAAUGCCCAGUGAGCCAAAUAUUAGCAGCUGCAGUUCAUUUUGUAAAAAAAAUCACAAGAAUAUACAUGUAAGGUAUUUAUGUAAUUACAAACCAAUACGUAUUUGCUUUCAUUUGUACCCAUGAGUUUAAGGUUUUAUGGUUAUACGGAGGAGAACUUUUUGUCUUGGAUACAUGAUGCAUUGCAUAGUACUGUAUUACACUCCAAGACAACUGAUGCCUUAAAUUCUGUGCGAUUUCAAAGUUUUUACCUUCACAGUGGCAUACGGAUCUCUUUGACAUUAUAGACAGAAUCAAUCAUUGCCUUAUUCUGUUUUGUUCAUUAGCGUCACUCAGAAUCUGAUUCUGUAUUUCUGGAUCCUGGUUCUGAUUUCAGUUCUCACACACAAUGUUUUCUUAUAAGCUGUGGUUAUUGAUGACUAAACAUUAAAUAAUACGUGUUGACAGAUUUAGAUAAAUGAUGACGUGAAAAGUAUUUUUUGGUCUUUUGAUAGAGAUAUAUAUAUAUAGAUAAAUAUACACGUGUAAUUUCUGAUGGCACUGUAUCAGUUAGAGUUUUACAGAAUGUGCUGCUUUUCAAAUGCAAAAUUAACUGUUGCAGGUAGGUGGCAGUGAGUUGAGUGUACUAUACCUCAUUUUGUUUGUUGGUGACUGACUUGACUGCCUGAAAUGUUUUGUAAUGUACCUUCUAAUUUAUUAAACCUCGAGCUCAA